AUGCAAAGAGAACUGCGGGGGAGGGAAGAAUUAACGGUUGGACAAAUUCCGGAUACCGCUGCUAUGGCCGAGUCUCAGCUUCUGUGCAUGGACGAAGAUCAUGUCAACGAAAAGAUACCCGAAUCCAAAGCAGAGUUCUACUACUGCGAGGAGCAGCGAGCCGCGCUCGAGCAACUAUUGAAGAACGGUGAUGGCGCGUUCAAGAUGCGAUUGAAAGAGGACAACGUCAGAGACUUUCUAUCCGCCCGCGAGAUUAAAUGGAUUCGAAAAACUUUUGAUGAAUAUGAUUCAGAUAGUGAGUCCGAGAAGGGCGAAUACGAAAAGGCUCAGGAGUCCAAUGCAGACUCGGGGGUCCACUCCACAUACUGGCCUCAGAUGUCGGACACGGAUGUCCCGCCGCUUGACAUCGGCUGGCCAGGCAGCACUAGUUUCUAUAAAGGUGUCACUCGAGUAUCCGUUCACACGCACCCACCCAAAAACAAGGGGCCCCAUAUAAAAGAGGUUGUCAGGAGACUCAUUCAAGGAUCUAACAAGGUAGUAGCCGUGGUCAUGGACCACCUUACUGACCUGCAGAUCCUUCAGGACCUAUUGGACGCAGCACAGAGGCGAGGGGUGGCUGUGUACAUCAUACUGGAGGCUCGUGGUAUGCCCCACUUCCUGGAUAUGUGCACUCGUUUACAGAUCACUGCUCUGCAUCUACGGAACCUGCGUGUGCGAACGGUGAAAGGUUCUGGGCUGGCCCUGUCAUUUGGCAGGCUGCCCGGCUCUCUGUGCUCCAAAUACAUGCUGGUGGACGGAGAAAAGGUUAUGUUUGGCUCUUACAGCUUCACAUGGAGCUCCUCUAGGAUGGACAGGAACACCAUCACAGUAAUGUCUGGGCAGGUGGUGGACUUCUUCGACAAUGACUUCAGGGAAAUGUAUGCUGUAUCUGAGAAUGUGGACCUUUACAAGGAGUUCCACAUAACCAAGCCUCCCAUGCCUGCGCCGGUACGGAAGGUGGUGGUCCCCAAGCCCCUGUUGAUGUCCACCUCCCGUUUCCAGGUGUCUCUAGGGGACUCUCGUGGGCAGGCUGACCAGAGGGUGCCUGCACAUAAAUACCACAACCCUAAGUAUUCUCUGGUGGUGGGGAACAGUCUUGGGCUCACUGGGUCCUUACAGGACCUCUCCACACUCAGAGACUCACUGGGCAGUGGACUCGGACGGAACGGACUGUCGACGCUACUCCAUGCCAAAGGGGGCAGUAGUGUGGAACUGGACAUGGUCACUGUGAAGUCCCCCAGUUCUCCUGUGGAGGAUGAGGAGGAUGGGAAGGGAGGUUCGCUGAUGCGCCAGGUCUUAGGUGGAAAGAAACAACGCAGUUCAUUCAGGCUCUUCCUGAAAGGCAGAGGAUCCAAUCUCAACAGUGAGACUAUAGAGGAGGAUGGGGUCACUCCUUCAAACCCCUCUUCCACCCGCCCAAACCCCUCCCCUAGCCGCCCAACCCCCACCCCUAGCCACCCAACUCCCUCCCCUAGCUGCCCAACCCCCUCCCUUGCCCAUCGAACCCCCUCCCCUACCCACCCAACACUCUCCCCUACCCACCCAAACCCCUCCCCUACCCACUUAACACCCUCCCCUACCCGCUCAAACCCCUCCGCGACCCACCAAAACCCCUCCUCUACCCACUCAACACCCUCCCCUACCCACCCAACCCUCUCCCCUACCCGCCCAAACCCCUCCCCUACCCACUCAACACCUUCCCCCACCCGCCCAAACCCGUCCUCUACCCGCAAAGUAUCAGAGACAAAUAGCAUUGCCACUGUGCACUCAUUUGAGAUUGUAGAGAAACCGUCCCUGUUGAAAUUUAAGAACAAAAAGCCUUCUAAAUUGCCUCAAAGAAGUAUGUCUCUAAUGACCCUCAACAAAGGAGAGGAUGAUGGAAAGGGACACAAGAAGCCUUCCAAGAGGAACUGCAUUCAGUCCUGAGAUGAAGAGAGGGAGGACAGGAUCAGCUGGGAGAGACAGAGCCAGAGGACAUUUUGAAGAGUGAUCUGAUGCCACAUACCAGUGAGUGUCUCCUGAGUCCUGCCCGUCUCAGAUGGCAUUCACCACCUGUGUCAGGGAAAUGCCAAUACAGACUUGAUCGGUCAGUCAUUCGAUGCUUGAAAACUGAUCUUAUGUUACUGCUCACAUGUCAUAAGAAAUCAACAUGUUGUAUUGCUCUUCCCUGUAUCACUGUCAUUGAAACGGCUGCUUUUAAACCUAAAUAAAUGGAUGGCGUUAAAAACACAGGUAUAUAUCUAUUCUGAAUGUGUCUAUCCUUCAGGUUACUAUGGAGAAGGAAAAGUGAUCAGCUCUCUUCUCUCACACAAGGUAUCACCUUACCAAGGGCACUUUGUUAAAUUGUUAGUGGACUGGCCCUUAUCUCCACUGGAGUGUGUCGUGUCUGAAUAAUGGAUGUUGUUUUAAUAGAUCAGACACCAAUCACACACAUCUGCUGUUAACAUGCAACAAUGCAUUGUCUCUAAACCUAUGUGACAUUAUAAACAUGUCACUGGUCCAUGGCUAUAUCUGUCAUCUUAAUAAAAAAUAAUCAAUAGGGACUAAGACAUAUUUUGCUUAUUUUUUAUGCAUAGCAAUUACAAAGAGCAAAGGACAUUUUCUCAUUGAAAUUAUAGUGUGAAGUCUUGUAUAUAAAAAUGCCAAAGAUGUAUGAGACCACACAUACUUCAUGUAAUUGACUGACUUCCUAUCUCUGAGGUGUGACUGUUGUUUUAUAUGAAAUCAUAAUAUUAAAAAUAACUUUUGUA
Messenger RNA from Oncorhynchus keta (chum salmon), 2789 nucleotides. RefSeq names its product protein FAM83F-like. The record is from RefSeq and is a predicted model, not a curated record. The transcript has 6 exons. Bases 1 to 1965 code for a protein of 654 amino acids. NCBI's taxonomy places the organism in Eukaryota, Metazoa, Chordata, Actinopteri, Salmoniformes, Salmonidae.